AUGGCCGCCUUCAAAUCGAUCAAAUCCCUCGUCCCCCUCCUGGACCGCGUCCUCGUCCAGCGCGCCAAGGCCGAAACCAAAACCGCCACCGGCAUCUUCCUGCCGGAGAGCUCCGUCAAGGAGCUGAACGAGGCGAAGGUCCUCGCCGUGGGACCGGGAGGGUUGGACCGCGAUGGAAAGCGGACGCCUAUGUCGGUGCAGACCGGUGACCGGGUGCUGAUUCCUCAGUAUGGAGGCAGCCCGAUCAAAGUUGGCGAAGACGAGUUCUCCCUGUUCCGCGAUCAUGAGCUGUUGGCGAAGAUCAAAGAGUAA
This is a messenger RNA of Eremomyces bilateralis CBS 781.70, 312 nucleotides long. RefSeq names its product 10 kDa heat shock protein, mitochondrial. The transcript has 4 exons. The record is from RefSeq and is a predicted model, not a curated record. NCBI's taxonomy places the organism in Eukaryota, Fungi, Ascomycota, Dothideomycetes, Eremomycetales, Eremomycetaceae. Gene Ontology annotation, cellular component: mitochondrial matrix. The coding region runs from base 1 to 312 and encodes 103 amino acids. Gene Ontology annotation, molecular function: protein-folding chaperone binding; metal ion binding; ATP binding.